Messenger RNA from Conger conger (European conger), 983 nucleotides. Its product is annotated as IQ motif and SEC7 domain-containing protein 3-like. The transcript is spliced from 5 exons. The record is from RefSeq and is a predicted model, not a curated record. Lineage: Eukaryota; Metazoa; Chordata; Actinopteri; Anguilliformes; Congridae. The coding region runs from base 162 to 983 and encodes 273 amino acids.
CCACCGCGCAGGCAAGGAGAGGACCAGGGUACUCAAGCGCCUUCGCACAGAGAGAGACGCCUGACUGCUGCGGAGAGCAUCUUCGAUCCACUCCAUACAUAGACGACGAGUACAGAACCAAACGCUGAUUUCAAUAACACGUUAACCGCCGAAUAACAGGUAUGGAGAGCCUGUUAGAUAAUCCAAUGAAAGCUGUCCUCUAUCUGAAAGAAUUGACGACCAUCGUUCAGAACCAGCAGAGUUUGAUCCAGACGCAGAGGCAGCGGAUAGACGAGCUGGAACGGAAGGUGGAAGAGCUAAUUGGCGAGAACCGACAGCUGAAGGACCCGCACCCGGCGCAUCACUACCACCACCACCAUCACCCUUCCCCGCCCAGCUCCAGCCCGCAGCCGCCUGUCCUCCCCCAUCAGCAUCCCGCGAAUAAAACCGCGACCCUGCCAGGUCAUCCUCCGCUGCAGGUGAAAAAUCUUCCGACACAGCCACAGCAACCGCCGCCUCCACCACCGACCCAUCAGCCACAGCAACUGCAGCUGGUGCCCACCUCUCCUCAGUCACCACAGCCGGGGAAGUCCAGUCCCGAGUCGGCCGAGGACGACAAAAAGAGCCCAAGCUGCAAGUCUCUGGUACCACAGACACCAACGACGCUCUGUAGGUCGGUGGGACUUGCCCGGAAAGCAGAGAACCAGACGGUCCUCCACCAGUUCUGCUGCCCUGCCCCAGAAGCCCCUGAAGGGGACUCCUCCAGCUGUUCCACAAGCGAAGCCCCCCCGCCAGGCGAGGGCAAGGGGAACGCGCAGGAUGGAGUGGAGGAGGAGGAGAGGAACAAGGGGCCUGGGACCUGCUCGCACUCCUCCGCCUCCGACUACGAGCUCUCGCUCGACCUCAAAAACAAGCAGGUAGGGGCUCUGCUGGAGGGCCACAGGGGUCACAUCGCUCGCGAGUGGCGUAUUCGAGGAGAAAAUUUUCUCAGGAACACAGCGUGA